Molecule: messenger RNA, 2060 nt
Organism: Benincasa hispida (wax gourd)
Lineage: Eukaryota; Viridiplantae; Streptophyta; Magnoliopsida; Cucurbitales; Cucurbitaceae
Gene: TIP1;3
Product: tonoplast intrinsic protein 1;3
Biological process (GO): transmembrane transport; water transport
Cellular component (GO): membrane
Molecular function (GO): water channel activity
Source: RefSeq, a predicted model, not a curated record
AAGAAAAACAGAGUGAAAAAGGAAAAUUCUUCUUCAAUCUCUUAGAACUGGAAAGAGAAAAAAAAUGCCAAUCCAAAAAUUUACACUCGGAACGCCGGGAGAGGUGAGCCAACCCGAUGCGAUCAAGGCCGCAUUUGCCGAAUUCUUCUCCAUGAUCAUCUUUGUUUUCGCCGGACAAGGAUCUGGAUUGGCUUUUGAUAAGUUAACGGACGGUGGAUCUGCAACGCCGUCAGGGCUGAUAAUGGCAUCUCUGGCUCAUGCUUUUGCGCUAUUUGUGGCGGUUUCCGUUGGAGCGAAUAUCUCCGGUGGCCAUGUAAAUCCGGCAGUUACAUUUGGUGCGCUUGUAGGUGGAAAUAUAUCGUUGUUUAGAAGUAUAAUGUAUUGGAUCGUUCAAUUACUUGGCUCUGUUGUUGCGUGCUUCCUUCUUAAGUUUGCAACUGGUGGAAAGGUAACCCCAGCAUUUGCCCUGUCAACAGGAGUUUCUGUGUGGAAUGCAUUUAUAUUUGAGGCAGUGAUGACAUUUGGAUUAGUAUAUACAGUGUAUGCAACAGCAAUAGAUCCAAAGAGGGAGAAUUUGGGUAUCAUUGCCCCAAUUUCAAUUGGUUUCAUUGUUGGUGCUAACAUUUUGGUUGGUGGUGCUUUUGAUGGGGCUUCCAUGAACCCUGCAGUCUCCUUUGGCCCUGCUGUAGUCACCUGGUCAUGGAGCCAUCACUGGGUUUAUUGGCUUGGUCCUAUGGCUGGUGCAGCCAUUGCUGCCAUUUUUUAUGACACCCUCUUUAUCUCAGACUCUGUGCAUGAGCCUCUUACUCAGUAUAAUGAUUUCUAGGACCGUUCCCCUUAAAAACUAGAAGAUCUGGGACAAGAAUGCCCCAGAGGCCAGUUUCAGUUGCAAUUUUUUGGACUGAUGCUUAUUAUUAUUUUUUUAAUUAUUUUUUUUUCUUUUCUUUUCUUGAUGUUUUGUUUUUCUUGACUUAUUCAGAGACAGUAGAUUCCUUUUAUUUCAUAUUGUAUGGGUUGAUUAUUCCCCAUUGAAGAUUUUGAUUAACAAAGAAUCAGGCAGAGAAUAUAUGGUUGUAGCUUAUUUUGUUUGAAAGACAUUAUUUUUUUUCUUUUUAACUAUGAAUGUGUCAGAAUCAGAACCCAAUUAAUUGAAAAAAAACAUACAUGAGAAAGUGCUGGGUUUAUAAUUUAAGGACUUUGGCUGAUAGUGAUUGAUGCAACAUCUUAUCUGAGUAUUAAACUUGGGAGGAGUUUAUUGGUUGAGCUGGGGAAUCUCACAUUAGUGCCCGAACUGUAUUUAUGUUUGUGCAUCCUAUUAAUUUGUCCAAUAUCAAUUUGUUAUAUGGUAAAUUCUUUCUAUUUUUUCUUGAAUUAUGUUAAUUAUUUUUCUAUGUGUGUGAUGAGGGUGGGAUGCAUAAAGAUGAGUGAUAGCUUGGGAUGCAUCUAAAUAUUACUUUUUUUAAAAAAAUUAUUAUUAGCUACUUUUUUUUUUAUACCAACUCUAAAUUUGUAAUUACGGGAGUAAUUGGAAGAUUGUCCUGCACAAUAAAAGAAAAUUCACACUGGUGUGGUGUUUAGCUACUAACACUCCGAUAAUCAAAUUAUUAAUUGUUUAGAGAGAGAGAGCUAGAGAGUAGAGAAUUCAGGAUAUUUUUUAACUCGUUCAAAUUUUCUGGUCCUUUUGAUUAUAUAGAAAUUUAACUUCAUAAUAGCCACUUAGCCACGUGAUCUCUUGAAUAAUUAAUUUGACCGAUAAUAACUUAAUUUGGCCAUUACAAAUAAUCUUAUUUGUGAAUCCAAACAAAUGUAAUUGUGAAGUACUUGGACAUAAUCUUUGCCUUUAUAGGAUCGACGUUGCCAAGCUCUAUGGCUGUCCCUAUAGGUUAACCUAUAUACUUGGGCAUUAUUUUUUUCUCAUAGAAGUUGACCUUCACGGUUUUUGUUAAUCUUAGGAUGGGAGUUGACCUCUUUUCUCUUGGAAUGAUCCUUGGGUCAUCCCCAGCUGAACACUUAGUCAUACACCCACAACAUUUCUCAUGGAUGGAAGCCCAUUCUGAAUA